Messenger RNA from Pollicipes pollicipes, 2078 nucleotides. Its product is annotated as putative cytochrome P450 6a13. The record is from RefSeq and is a predicted model, not a curated record. The coding region runs from base 39 to 1574 and encodes 511 amino acids. NCBI's taxonomy places the organism in Eukaryota, Metazoa, Arthropoda, Thecostraca, Pollicipedomorpha, Pollicipedidae. The transcript has a single exon. Gene Ontology annotation, molecular function: iron ion binding; oxidoreductase activity, acting on paired donors, with incorporation or reduction of molecular oxygen; monooxygenase activity.
CCGCGCGUGAGAGGGGCGCCCGCUCCAGAGACGGUGCCAUGAUCGGGUGGGUGAGCUCGGCGGUGUUGUCAGUGCUCUCCUGGCUCUUCUCGCCGCUGCCGCUAGCGGUGCUGGCCGUCUUAUUCGUCUGCGUGUACUUCUACGUCACCAGGCACUAUGACUUCUGGAGAUCCAGGGGAGUGUCGGGCCCGACCGCCAAGUUUCCCUGGGGCACGGGCUUCGGACCGCCGCUCUUGGUAAAUCUGGUCAAAUUUGAGGAAUGGCUUUACCACGAGCAAGGUGGUAAGAACUUCUGCGGUUACUUUGAGCUGAGCAUGCCGGUGCUGUAUGUCGGGAAUUUGGACCUGAUUCAGAGGAUUACAAUAAAAGAUUUUGAGUUCUUCACGGACCGGCGCGUGCUGGUGCUGACGGAAGAGUUCAGCGAAAUGUUGCAAGUGCUGAACGGCAAAAGGUGGAAGGAGACCAGGUCUGUGAUGUCACCAACUUUCUCCGCCAGCAAGCUCAAGAUCAUGCAUCAGCUGUGCGUGGAAAAUGCUUCAAAUCUUAACACACACGUGCGGGACGAGAUGAAGAUGAGUGGUGAGAUCAACAUCAAGGAUUGCUUCGGUCGGUUUACCAUGGAUAACAUCGCUUCCUGCGCGUUCGGUGUGAACUGCAAUUCGUUUAAGGACCCCAACACUGAAUUCGCCAAGAACGCGCAAGAGCUUUUCAAACCUCCUCGCGGAUAUGCUGGUUUCCGGCUCAUGCUUAUUCUCCUCUUCGGUGUGGGGUCCGUGCGCAUGUUACCAGAUCCCACUGAGCGCGUCAACGCAUUCUUCAAGCGGGUCGUCAAAGACACCUUACGGCAUCGCGAGGCUGGAAAUUCGCGCAAAGACUUCCUCCAACUGCUUCUGGAGACCAAGAACAAAGACGGCAAGCGUAUCCUUAGCGACAGCAGCAUCAUCAGCCAGUCGGUGUUGUUCUUCAUCGUCGGCUACGACACUACAGCCACGCUGCUGACGUUCGCCGCCUACUGCCUGGCGACGUCGCCGGAUGUCCAGAACGCCGCCCACCGCGAGAUCGACGACGUCCUGCAGCGCCACGACGGCCAGCUGACCUACGACGCCGUGGCAGAGAUGACCUAUCUGGACCGGGUGCUGUCCGAGACGUUGCGGAUCUACCCACCGGCCCCCCGCAUGGAGCGCCAGUGCAGCAAGGACUACACAUUGCCUGGCACAACCGUGCACAUCCCGCGCGGUACGACGGUCCAGAUCCCGAUUAUGAACGUCCACCGCGAUCCUGACCACUACCCGGACCCGCUGCGCUUCGACCCGGACCGCUUCCUGCCCGAGGAGAAGGCGAAGCGCCACCCUUGCGCCUACAUGCCCUUCGGCAGCGGUCCGCGCAACUGCAUCGCCAUGCGGUUCGCGCUGUUCGAGGCGAAGGUGGCCCUCAUUGCCGUGCUGCGGGAGAACCGGCUGGAGCCGAGCAAGCGGACGCCGCCGCCGCCCAUGCCGCUCCGUGAGGACACGUUUCUGCUGACUCCCCAGGAAGGCAUGGGCUUCCUGCGUGCGGUGCCUCGUGAGGUGAAGUAGGCGCCCGCUGUCUUUAGUCGGGGUCGAGUUUUGACGUGCGAUUGAGGUACUGAAGUGCAAUUUUCGGCAAUGGGUGGAAUGGUGUACCACAUGGAGUGCUUCUUCUUCACAGGUAUUUUUUUAAGUAACCUACAGGACGAUCAGAACAAAAUUAAGGCGCCAGUACUCUUCGAAGCGAAACAGUUUGGUCCGGCAAUGGCUCCUUGAUGUCGUUGAUCCUCGGAAAAAUGGCAAGAUGAACAUUUCUGAUUGGGAUGGUGCUUUGGACGAUACAUAAUGAAGGCCGAUGUAAUAAUAAAGGGCGUGUCCAACAUCCGUGGGUUCUGCAGUGUCCACGGGAUGAAAACGAUAACGCAGAUAGCUGCAAUCUGCCAGACAGUGAGUGGCAGUGGACGAAGACACAGCGUGGCACUAAGGACCUGAUAAUAACUCGAGAGCCUGAUCUGGCCAUCACGGUAGAUCACAGCAUGGGCGUAGGAACAGGGGGGCCAUGGCCCCUCGCUU